AAUGUUGAGGUUGAGGGUCUCAGGUACGGGAAGAUCUAUCGGUCAAAUUUGUUCGGAGGGCCGACGAUCGUGUCAGCAGAUGCCGGUCUGAACCGGUUCAUCCUACAGAACGAGGGCCGAUUUUUCGAAUGCAACUACCCCAAGAGCAUUGGAGGAAUACUGGGAAAGUGGUCGAUGUUGGUUCUGGUGGGAGAGAUGCAUCAGAGCAUGAGAACCAUAUCCCUUAACUUUCUCAGCAGCGCCCACCUCCGCGCCGUCCUCCUGCCGGAGAUCCAGCGGCAGACCCUCAUGGUGAUCGCCGGUUGGAAGGAGGGAGUCGCCUUCUCUGCACUACAGGAAGUUAAGAAGUUUACUUUCAAUUUAAUGGCGAAGAAUAUGAUGAGUUUGGAGCCAGGGGAGCCUGAAACUGAGAAGCUGAGGAGGGAGUACAUAACGUUCAUGAAAGGGGUGGUCUCUGCUCCAUUAAAUUUUCCAGGGACCUCAUACUGGAAGGCUUUGAAG
This is a messenger RNA of Phalaenopsis equestris, 501 nucleotides long. RefSeq names its product cytochrome P450 90B2-like. The record is from RefSeq and is a predicted model, not a curated record. Lineage: Eukaryota; Viridiplantae; Streptophyta; Magnoliopsida; Asparagales; Orchidaceae. The annotation marks the transcript as partial. Gene Ontology annotation, molecular function: monooxygenase activity; oxidoreductase activity, acting on paired donors, with incorporation or reduction of molecular oxygen; heme binding. Gene Ontology annotation, biological process: sterol metabolic process. The transcript is spliced from 2 exons.